Xenopus laevis (African clawed frog) is the source of this 2091-nucleotide messenger RNA. It is a transcript of the gene pdgfb.S, whose product is annotated as platelet derived growth factor subunit B S homeolog. Gene Ontology annotation, biological process: positive regulation of ERK1 and ERK2 cascade; positive regulation of cell population proliferation; positive regulation of cell migration. The record is from RefSeq and is a predicted model, not a curated record. The transcript has 7 exons. Lineage: Eukaryota; Metazoa; Chordata; Amphibia; Anura; Pipidae. Gene Ontology annotation, molecular function: platelet-derived growth factor receptor binding; growth factor receptor binding; growth factor activity. Gene Ontology annotation, cellular component: membrane. The coding region runs from base 363 to 1082 and encodes 239 amino acids.
UGCACACUUUUCACUCCAGUCAGUGGCUCUGCUCUUGCCAUUUGCACUGCAAGGAAAUCCUGCACUUGUUACUGUUUCCUACAUGAUUUUGGAUAAUCCUGUUUGUUUGGUGCUCUGGGGAUGUUAAUUCCACCUAUCACUUGUGUACCUUCCUCACCAGCCGCAGCUUAACACCGUGCAAAUCUCAUUUAACCACUUGUGUAUCAACAACAAUCUACACUGGAAUAAGAGGAGUUCCUGUUACUCAGGAAGAGGGGCCCCUUUAAAAGAAGGGUGUCUUCUUCUCUCAAUUACAUUUGCUCUGUGUACAGAGCUGACAUCUGCUUUAUUCAUGUUCCACAAAGUCCCCUGUGGGCUUCAGGAUGAAUCUUGGGGGGCUGCUGGUUUCUCUCUGUCUCCUGCUGGUUAUCAAUGCUGAGGGAGAUCCCAUUCCAGAGGAGAUGUUCAAGAAGAUCUCAGAGGGAGCUGUCACUUCCAUUUCAGAAUUACGGAGGGUUCUGCAGAUAGAUUCCGUAGAUGAAGAGGACAAUUAUGCAUCGAUUAAUGAACUAAGAAGUUCGCCCACGAGCAAUUCCAGUCAUUCCCGGGUCAUUCGCAGCUUAGAUGCAGAACAAGCCGUCCUUGCAGAGUGCAAACCCCGCGUCGAAGUGUUUGAGAUUUCUCGCAAGUUAGUGGACCCCACUAAUGCUAACUUUCUGGUGUGGCCCCCGUGUGUCGAAGUUCAGAGAUGCUCUGGGUGCUGCAAUGGUAAAACAAUGCGAUGUGCCCCAACAAGAAUCCACAUCCGCCAUGUUCAGGUAAACAAAAUCUAUAUAAGCCGACAAGGGAAAAAACAUGUGAAGGUUAUAGUUCCUUUAGAGGACCAUCUUGUCUGCAAGUGUGAACCUGUCCCUUCAUCAACUGUACGGAUCCACCAUACUCCGCCUGAGAGCAAGAAAGCAAUAGAACUUCCUCCAAGCACUAUGGCUCCGGCUCCUACAUCUAAAAAAGAAGAGCAACCGCUGCGACCCCAUAAGAAGAAAAAUAGAAAAUUCAAGCAUUUACCUAGCAAGAAAGAGCAGAGAGAACUUUUGGUCACGUAGUGAUCAUUGAAAAGAUCUUCAUAUGGGUCACAGGACAGGCUCCAACCCAAUGAAACAAACCUGGCCCCUAUGGGGCUCUUCAAUGCUCCUUUCCGAGCCUCUGCUUUAAAUAACUCCUCAAUUGUGCUUUUUUGGGGCACAAAGGAAAAAGGACCGUGCCUCCACUUCGCCCACUGCCCUCUUAUUGCACAUCUAAAUACAACAACGUUUUUUUUCUUGGCUGCAAAGAGUACUCAAAAACCACUGACUCAAAGUGACUACAUAUCUGAGCUGAUGAGGGUGUAGAAGCAAAAAGCCCAUAAAUCACUGGAUGUAUAUUGCUACCCUAUUUAAUUUGUCUUUGUUUUGUAUUUUUAUACAUAUAUAAAUAUUUUUGUAAAAAGUGGUUUCCUUUGCUGACGUUGCACGAGGCAGAACAGAGUCUGGAUAAAAGGAAUGGGACUCGGUGCUGAAAAAUUCUUUCUAUUUUUAUUUUAUUUUAGGGCCACAAUAGUCAGUUUUACAAAGAACAUUAGCAAUGUAGGUAAAGCCCUUGACCCUUUGCCCUUACUUUGAGAUAGGCUGUAAAAAUCUCUAAUGCCAUGAAGAAAUUCCACACUAGGCAAUGACUGAGUUCAGCAGGAUGUUUAACUUCUCCUGAUCUUUCAUAUUCUACGGAACCUCCAAACAUCUACAGUCUAAAAUAAAGCCUUUCAAUAAACAAACAUAGGAGUUUGGCAGAACUCUCUCACGCUUACGUUACAUGAGGGUGCCUUUCCUCUUCUGUUUGUAGCCAAACACUCCACUUUUUUUCUCUAUAUGGCCCUGAAUUCUUCCGUUCAUCUGUUAAGCUUUAACUUAUUUUUCAUUCUCUCCUGAUAUUAUUUUUGUAUUUUCUCUUUGAAACAGCUCUGUCUGCCUAUAAAACUCAAGAAUACGUGUUAAUUGUGUAAAGUAAUUUAUAUUCAGUAUUUAAAUUGUACAGAAACCAGAAUUCUUUUAAUUUGUAUUAAAAUACAGUAUUACACUG